CACAUUUCACCACAAACCCUAAUUCCAAACCACCAGCAGCAGCAGCCAGAGAGCAAACAUGCAGAUCUUCGUGAAAACCCUAACGGGGAAGACGAUAACCCUAGAGGUUGAGUCUUCCGAUACCAUCGAUAACGUCAAGGCCAAGAUCCAAGACAAGGAAGGCAUCCCACCCGACCAGCAGCGCCUCAUCUUCGCCGGCAAGCAGCUCGAAGACGGCCGCACCCUCGCCGACUACAACAUCCAGAAGGAGUCCACUCUCCAUCUCGUCCUCCGUCUUCGUGGCGGCGCAAAGAAGAGGAAGAAGAAGACGUACACCAAGCCAAAGAAGAUCAAGCACAAGCACAGGAAGGUCAAGCUCAGCGUCUUGCAGUUCUACAAGGUCGAUGAUUCCGGCAAGGUUCAGAGGCUGAGGAAGGAGUGCCCCAACGCCGAGUGCGGUGCUGGAACGUUCAUGGCCAACCACUUUGAUCGUCACUACUGCGGCAAGUGCGGCCUCACUUACGUCUAUCAGAAGGCUUGAGAGGUGAAGGAAAGCAGAUCAUUUUGGACGUCACUAUUGCAGCAAAUGUGGUUUUACUCAUGUUUUUACCAUAAGGCUUAAUUUUUGUGUAAUCUAGAUGACUGUUUUUGAUAUUCUGAGGAAUGUGGCUACUUUUUAAUACCCAAAUGGUGAUGAUGUUUCUACUGAUUUGCUAAAUUUGAAUGCUUUUAUUAGUUUA
This is a messenger RNA of Erigeron canadensis, 719 nucleotides long. RefSeq names its product ubiquitin-40S ribosomal protein S27a. Gene Ontology annotation, cellular component: cytoplasm; nucleus; ribosome. Lineage: Eukaryota; Viridiplantae; Streptophyta; Magnoliopsida; Asterales; Asteraceae. Gene Ontology annotation, molecular function: structural constituent of ribosome; protein tag activity; ubiquitin protein ligase binding. Gene Ontology annotation, biological process: protein ubiquitination; modification-dependent protein catabolic process; translation. The record is from RefSeq and is a predicted model, not a curated record. Bases 59 to 520 code for a protein of 153 amino acids. The transcript has 2 exons.